AAAAUGCAGGCAGCUAAACAGAUGAAAGAAGCAGAAAAAUUGGAAAAACAACGUCGAAGAGAAGAGCAAAAAUUGGAACGUCAACGUAAAAAAGAAGAGCGGAAGGCCGAAAAACAAAAAGAGAAACAAUUUCAACAAGUUAACAAAUUAAAAUAUGACAAGCUUGAAAUGACGCGAGAAAUGAUUGUCGAUAUAGAAAAUAGUUUAAUGGAGGGAUUACUUGGUUCUUUAAUACGUGACAAUUUAGAACCGAAAAAGAUGACAAUUAACACGUUUCAAUACAAUGUUCCUGGAAUUAUCAAGUUUCGAAGAAAGGUUACAGCUGAGUGGAAUGACGAAUUAGGCGCUUUUGUACCAAUCCCAGAAAAAAUUCAAGAAGAAGCUUAC
Molecule: messenger RNA, 387 nt
Organism: Dentiscutata heterogama
Lineage: Eukaryota; Fungi; Glomeromycota; Glomeromycetes; Diversisporales; Gigasporaceae
Source: the annotation of a GenBank genome assembly